This is a messenger RNA of Rotaria socialis, 543 nucleotides long. NCBI's taxonomy places the organism in Eukaryota, Metazoa, Rotifera, Eurotatoria, Philodinida, Philodinidae. The record is from the annotation of a GenBank genome assembly.
AUGUGGUUAAUUUUUGAUGAUUGUCUUGCUUUACUAGAUGGUCGUCUAAAACAAUUAGUUACAUUUAUUGUUCAAAUUGAUUUUAUCUCUUGUUGUAUGCCACUGAUGUCUUAUAACAUGGAUGAUCUACCUAAUUUGAAAGGUUUGUCAUUAGUAUGCUAUGAUAAAACUUUUUUCUAUGACAAUCUAAUUGUGCCUCUUCUUCGUCGUACGUCACAACUUGAAGAAUUAAUUUUUGUAUGUUUGUACUUUAAACCGGCCUAUGUUAAUGACUAUUCAUGUUCAAUUGUUAAAUAUCCUCAUCUAAUUUCACUUGACAUCAUCUUCGUGAAUGUCGAUUACGUGGAUCAGUUUCUCAAUGAAUCAAAAACACAUCUACCACGUUUAACUGAAUUAAAAGUUCAAUUUCAUGCAUUGAAAGAGGUGACAAAGACCUUUACACAAGAUGCAACACGACUGAAUUGUGCCACAGUAAAACGAUUAAUUGUCGAAGACUCGAUUGUUUUCUCAGAAGAUGUUUAUCGUUAUUUUCCUUCGUUGUGA